This is a messenger RNA of Zea mays, 1395 nucleotides long. RefSeq names its product protein SUR2. Gene Ontology annotation, biological process: lipid biosynthetic process. The record is from RefSeq and is marked provisional. Gene Ontology annotation, molecular function: iron ion binding; oxidoreductase activity. NCBI's taxonomy places the organism in Eukaryota, Viridiplantae, Streptophyta, Magnoliopsida, Poales, Poaceae.
ACAGAGGGGCAGCCGCCUGCGCGGUGGCCAGCAUCGUCCGGCCGGGUUCGUCGGGAAGCGACCCAACCCCACGCCCGCUUCCAACCUCGUUCUGACCGACGGCGACCGCCGUGCCGCGCCACCGCUAUACUUACAUCUGCUCCAUCAUCCCUCGCCCGCCGCGACCACCAACCUCGGCAGGGAAAUCCAACUCCGGUUUCUCCUCCUCGCAGCGUCUCUCCCGCAGUCGGGGAGAUCCGGGUUGGCCCGCCCGGUAAUCCAUCCCUCGCCCUCGUGCCGCCUGUAAUUUCGCCUCCUAACCCGACCGCCGGGGGCCACAGCGGCGCCGGAGGCGGUGGAGUGGGGACGAUGGGGAUCGGGGCGGUGUCGGACGAGUUGCUGGGCACGUUCGUGCCGAUCGCCGUGUACUGGCUCUACUCAGGGCUCUACGUCGCGCUGGAUGGGGUGGGGCGGCUCGACGGAUACCGGCUGCACACCAGGGAGGAGGCCGCUACGAAGAACGUCGUCUCCAAGGCCGCCGUCGUCAGAGGCGUUCUCGUCCAGCAGGUCUUCCAGGUCGCCGUCUCGCUCACCCUCUUUGCGGUUAUUGGUGAUGAGAGUAGUACUGGACAGAAGCAACCUCCUGUUCUUGUCAUAGUGUUGCAGUUUAUAACUGCAAUGGUUGUUAUGGACACAUGGCAGUACUUCAUGCACAGAUACAUGCACAUUAACAAGUUUCUGUAUAAACACAUCCAUUCUAAGCACCAUACUCUUGUAGUCCCUUAUUCCUUUGGAGCUCUAUACAACCAUCCUCUUGAGGGCCUUAUUUUGGACACCAUUGGUGGUGCACUCUCAUUCCUCGUCUCUGGUAUGACUCCACGGACAUCCAUAUUCUUUUUCUCCUUUGCAACCAUCAAAACUGUGGAUGAUCAUUGUGGGCUGUGGCUUCCUGGUAAUAUCCUCCAGGCGCUGUUCAGCAAUAACAGUGCUUAUCAUGACAUUCACCAUCAGCUCUAUGGAAACAAGUACAACUUUUCACAACCCUUCUUUGUGAUGUGGGACAAGAUUCUCGGAACUUACAUGCCCUACUCUAUUGAACAACGAAAAGGAGGGGGGAUCGAAUCAAAACCAGCUAAACUCGACUGAGCUGAGGAUACCAAGACUGAUUAGUACAUGCAUGCAUAGUUUCUAUUUUUUUUUUUUUGACUUGUCCAAUACUCAUGCCUUGUGGUACUGCUGACUGCGCAAAUGAUGUACACACCCUGUGUCAUAACUUCAUAUAGUGAGGCUGCUUUUGCUCUCUACAUUUCUUGUUUUGUUUUUUAGGGUGUUCUAUCUUGUAACAAGAUACAGUGAGUAAAGUAUUGUAAUGUACCAAAGAAUACUCAACACCACUUGGAUUUGUGUUCUGUUGAA